Molecule: messenger RNA, 804 nt
Organism: Ogataea haglerorum
Lineage: Eukaryota; Fungi; Ascomycota; Pichiomycetes; Pichiales; Pichiaceae
Exons: 1
Coding region: 1-804 (267 amino acids)
Biological process (GO): riboflavin biosynthetic process
Molecular function (GO): 5-amino-6-(5-phosphoribosylamino)uracil reductase activity
Source: RefSeq, a predicted model, not a curated record
AUGGCGUCAUUACCUCCGCUGACAGAAUCUCUCAUUCCUUUCUUAGAUCCAUACCUGCCUCGAAUAAAUCCAACAGCUGUAUUAGAUAAAGCCGAAACUGAUGACAGUCUUCCGUUUAUUACUUUAACAUUUGCACAAUCCAUUGAUUCAAGGAUCAGUAGCUCUCCUGGUGCCAGGACCUCGAUUUCACAUCUAGAAACUAAAACUAUGACCCAUUAUCUACGAUCCAAGCACGACGCCAUACUCAUCGGAAUCGGUACUUUUCUGGCCGAUGAUCCGAUCCUGAAUUGCCGUUUCAAAAUCAAUCAUGACGACUCAAGUCAUUUGAUAAGACCCGUGAUCAUUGAUCCUACAUUCAAGUUAGGUUUUUACUAUGAAAAGUCCAAACUCAGGCAAGCUUUCCUGGAGAGCAAAGGACUUCCACCAAUUGUUUUAGUGAGACUAUCAGAAAUUAGAUCAAAUCCGGAAAUCAAGAGCUUUUGUACUCUACAUAAGAUUAUGCUGCUUCCCAUAGAAACUGAGCCAGCAUCCGAAUUUCGAUGGUUGAAGGUGUUCAAAGAAUUGAAGAAACGACAUAUCAAAUCAAUUAUGGUUGAAGGAGGCGCCUCGGUAAUUAACAGUCUGCUUUUGGCCAGAGAUCCAAGCAGCGGGAAGUCGUUGAUCAAUUCACUAAUUAUAACUAUCGGUCCGGUCUUCCUAGGCAAAUCAGGAGUUGAAGUAUCUCCUUGUAAAGAACUCCGCCUUACAGAUGUGUCUUGGUGGACUGGUGUGCAAGAUUCUGUGAUAUGUAGUCACUUGAAGUGA